This is a messenger RNA of Acanthopagrus latus (yellowfin seabream), 3763 nucleotides long. RefSeq names its product cleft lip and palate transmembrane protein 1-like protein. The record is from RefSeq and is a predicted model, not a curated record. Gene Ontology annotation, cellular component: endomembrane system; membrane. The coding region runs from base 636 to 2222 and encodes 528 amino acids. Lineage: Eukaryota; Metazoa; Chordata; Actinopteri; Spariformes; Sparidae. The transcript is spliced from 17 exons.
AUCAGUUAGCUUAACUAUGGAGCACAGGAAGCGACAUGGGGAGAAAAUGAAAAGGAUUUAACUAUGAAAUGUCAAAAUAUUGAUAAUAAUAUUAAGAAGAAGAAGAAGAAGAAGAAGAAGAAGAAGAAGAAAACUCUGGGCUAAAUCAAAUACAUAUUCAAUCAUAUACAUAUUAACAUAGGGGUCAAAGGCCAGAAUAAUUUAGAGUUUAUUCAUUUGGGAGGUGAUUUUGAGGUGAGAUUUCCCAUUGCUGCAGUGAAAUGUAACCAAAUUUGUACAUGUGGCAGAUUAAGACACCGGGAAGAAGAUGUAAAGACAAUGACGUUGUUUUUGGUUUCCAUCUGUUCCCCGAAUAUAUCCGCUCAGAGAGGUGUCUGUGUCUGAGUACCUGUGGGCUCGGUGCUGUAGCUUCAGGGCUGGUGAUGUCGGCGCAGUCGCAGGCUGAGGUGGAGUCAGCGUCAGCAUCUGUCCGCUGCAUGCAGAGAACCGGAAGGAUGCUGCGGCGCGGGGGAAGCGUGGGGAUUUCAUCGUGUUGACGCUGUAUCCGAUUAUAAACAGUUCCGUCCUCUGACCGGACCACGUCCAUUUUUUUUUUAUUCAUUAAUGUUAUAUUGUCGUUGUUGACAUCGGCUGCCAUGUUCCCGUCGUGUUAUACUAAACCCGCGGAGAGCGGCGCCAAACGGAGCUCCAUCGCUAAGCUGCUGCUCGGAGUGUUCGUGGUUUAUAUGCUGCACACCGUGUGGCUGCUGUACGGAUUCCUCAACACCAAACCCUGCGAUGGAGGCAGAGGAGAGACAUGCAUCGCCUCCUACCUGACAGCGAGACCCAGACUGGUGCUGAGCGUCUUCACCUGCCUGGAGCCAGACAACAGCCAGCUCAACCUUGCUCUGAAAAUAGACCCAUUUGACCCUCACUCCACAUAUGAGAGGCAGGUGAAUGUCUCUCUGCCGCAGGAGACUCGGGCCAACGGCACUCUGUACGCGGUCGUGUACGUUCACAAAGUCGGUGUUUCGCCUCUGGAGGACAGCAGAGAAGUCCACCACGCAGCUCAGCUCACCACCUACAUCGCUCCCACACACACCGAUGUGCAGAGAGACACGCAGAAGAGGCCCAGUCCUGUGUCCCACUGGAGACCUCACCUGUCCAUCACGAUGAUGUCAGAGGACUUCACCUUCAACAAGGCGGGGCUUCCUAGUGACGUGCGGCGCUACAUGAGAGUCUCUCAGGACGGCCGACAGAUGAUCUACCUCCCUCUGCUGCUGAUUAACGAGCUCAACUUCAGAGUCAGAGACCUCAUGGAGAUCAGCAGCAGCACAGUUCAGCUCCCUCUGACCGUGUCCUACGAGGGAAUCUCUCUAAGGGGGUUCAGGUUCUGGGUGCAUCUGCAGGACGUGGUUUAUUCCCUGCGGCAGUUUGGCUUCACAGAGGAGAACGUGGACGAGAUUAAAGAAACUUUGGUGGACUCCAACCUCUACCUGUUAGUGCUGACUGCACUCAUCACAGCUCUGCAGCUCAUCUGUGAGUUCUUGGCUCUUAAAAACGACAUCAGCUCGUGGAGAAAAAAGAAGAGCAUGGUGGGAAUGUCCAGGAAGUCUGUUCUGUGGCGUAGUCUGAGCACUUUGCUCAUUUUCCUCCAUCUGCUAGAGGAGACCAGUCUGCUGGUGCUGCUUCCCGUUGGGCUGGGAGCGUGUGUCGAGGUGUGGAAGGUGUUUAAAGUGUUUAACAUCCAGCUGAAAAGCUCCAAACUCCAUGUAAAAAAGCUGGAUGAGGAAGAAAGAAAGACUGUGGAGUAUGAUGCGCAGGCGUCCAGAUACUUGUCCUACUUGGUCUAUCCUCUGUGUAUCAGUGGAGCUAUUUUCUCACUGGCCUACUUACGCCAAAAGAAUUACUAUUCCUGGUUGAUCAACAGUCUGGUGACGGGAGUGUAUGCUUUUGGCUUCCUGUCUAUGGCCCCACAGCUCUUUAUAAACUACAAGAUGAGGUCUGUGAGCCACCUGCAGGGGACAGUGUUGAUGUACAGAGGAGUGAACACGCUGAUCUCAGACCUGUGCUCCUGUGCCUCCCUCCUCUCCUCUUCUGGAUCCUUCUGCUCCUCUCACCAGCUCUCCUGCUUCAGAGAUGAGCUCCUCUUCUUCCUCUACCUCUACCAGCGAAGGCGUUACGCCCACAAGGCCCGGAGGCGAGAGUCCGCAACCCACAGCAAGAAACUAAAGACUCAGUGAGGAGAAGACGAAUUCUUCUGCUCUCCUUUUACAGAAAUCAGUGCACAACACAGAAAGACUGAUGUGAGGUGGAGACUCCAGCAGGCCACAGCAUCGUCAGACUGACCCGAGACGAGCUGUCCUGCUGCAGGCUCCUCGCUGCUGUACACUCCGGGUGCCGCAGCCGUUUGCGUCUCCUUUUACUUCCAACAGUGACCGAACCCCCUCAUACAGACUCUCUCUUCUGCACAUGCCAGGCUUGGCUAGUGGUUACAUUUCAAGAACAAUAUUGAUGGCAUCAUGUCACCGGUCGUGGCGUGCGUUGGCUUGAUUUAGCUUUCUGUGCACGCGUAACAAGUUCACAGUCCUGGGUCAUAAGACUGAACCACGAUUGUCUCCAAAUGAGUAACACACUUAACAUCAUUAAUGAAUGGUGAAUUUAUAUUUAAUUCAAUUGUAGUUAAGCAUUAUUUCACUGGUAAGAAACAUAACAAAGCAUUAAUUAAGCAGUUGUUUAUCGUAAAGCAGCAUCUGAUGUUUAUGAUAUUUUGUAAAUGUCUUAUCAAUUCUGUGUAUCUCCAAACAUUAUUUAGAUGGCCAUUAUCAAGCUGAUGUUUAUAAACCUGUACAAGUUGUUUUUAAGCAUUUCAUUGUGAAAUCAAUAUUAACUAAAGUUGAAUUAAUUAAUGUACCAUUUACUAAUGAUGGUUAUUACAAAGUGUUGCCACAGUCUGUACUUUUGGCUUAUUCCGGCAUUUUACUGGAGCUGAGGCCGUUCCCUAAUAAAAGCAUCAAAUACCCCAAAAAAUAAUUCAGGGUUAGGGUUAAAGACAUACACCUGAAACUAUAUGGAGUUUAUAUAACAGAAAUAUCAGAACACAAAGCAACAUAAUUUUAGCGGUCGCACCAAUGAAUCUAAUGAUCGUUAUUUUGCACCGAUGACGUAAUCCGACCAGCAACAUAAAGCACUUUUCACCCUUCAUCCAGUUUGAUCUACCGGACGUGUAGGUUUGAUGUCAGUCUCAUGUCUUAAAUGUCAUUCCCUAGUCUCUGUCAUCCUUAAUGUUCCUGAUGUCAGUUAUCUCAUUAUCUGUGUACUGUACAAAUAGUUUUAAAACGACUUGACUUUGCAAUGUUAACAUAAAAAAGAACAGGCUGCGCUAUCGCCAGCAGUUUGGCCCCUGACUGCAGAUAUCCUGAUUGCAUGUGUCUAUGAAAUCCCUGCAAUGCAUUUUGACUCCCAGCAUACAGUACAGCCACAGUAUACAAUAUCGGUCUGUUCCCUCUCGCUCAGCACACAAGCAUUUAUUGAUACGGAGGAACUUAACUUUGACCGAAUGUCACCAGGCUGUGCUUGUGCUCGUAUUACCUUGACCUCACCUGAGCUCAUUUCCGCUUCUUCGCUGACUCAACUGCUUGAGCUGGAGAAAAAUUUCAUACAUUUAACAUCAUUUUUCGGAUUAUUUUAAUUUGUUAAUUUCAUCGAUUUGGCGAUGCACCCUCUGCUUGUUAAUUUUUGUUUUUUACAAUAUGAAAUAAAGGUUUAUUCAAAUUGGAAUAAA